UCUCUCUUUCGUCCUUUUUUUUUUCUCCUUUCCUCCUCUGUGGCGGCUCUAAGCUUUUCGGUACCAAGCUUCACGCUCGAUACAGAAACCCUAACUGCUCGUACUGUACAUAACCAAACCGCAUAUUAGAGCUUCGGCGACACAGCAAUGGAGGUUUCGCUAGGGCACAAGCGCAAGCAACAGGAGUUCUCUUUGGUCUCAAUCUCGCAUCUCUCCCCUUCUUCUUCUUCGACUUCUCCUUCUCCUCCAGUGGUCGCUUGCUUCAGUGCCGAUUCUUUAGAGCUUCGAUUCCAGCAGGAUUCUGACUCCUCUGAUGUCAUUAAGUUUGAUCUCCAAGCUGCUCAGGUAUUCAAGCUAGGCCCUGUCCAAUCUGUUUGCAUGUCUGAAGGUUCUGAAGCUGCAAAAGAGAAAUCCUAUUCAAGGGGAAUCGUGAUUGAAUUUAACAAUGAGGAGCAGAGCAAGGCCUUUCAUUGUGCGUUUGAGCAAUGGAAGAAGGAAGCUUUUGUUCAAGAAGCACGAUUACCAAAUGGAACUGUUUCAACUUCUAAAAGCAAGUUUGAUGAUAAGAUAGAGGCAUCUUCUGCAAAAAUGUACUUCCAUUACUAUGGGCAGUUGCUACAUCAGCAAAAUAUGUUACAAGAUUAUGUGAGAACAGGAACCUAUUUUGCUGCAGUUAUUGAGAACCGUACAGAUUUUACUGGUCGGGUGGUCGUUGAUGUUGGUGCUGGUAGCGGUAUAUUGUCGUUAUUUGCAGCCCAGGCUGGCGCCAAACACGUGUAUGCUGUGGAAGCAUCUGAAAUGGCAGAAUACGCACGUAAACUUAUUGCUGGAAACCCAUCACUGGGUAAACGGAUUACAGUAGUGAAAGGUAAAGUCGAGGAUGUUGAAUUGCCUGAGAAAGCAGAUAUUCUGAUCUCUGAGCCAAUGGGCACUUUGUUAGUCAAUGAAAGAAUGCUGGAGUCCUAUGUGAUUGCAAGAGAUCGGUUCUUGAUUCCUGAUGGAAAAAUGUUUCCUGGAAUUGGAAGGAUACAUAUGGCACCAUUCAGCGAUGAAUACUUAUUUAUUGAAAUUGCGAAUAAGGCUCUUUUUUGGCAGCAGCAAAGCUAUUAUGGGGUUGAUCUGACUCCCUUGUAUGGAUCUGCAUUCCAGGGAUACUUUUCUCAGCCAGUAGUAGAUGCUUUUGAUCCAAGGUUAUUGGUGGCCCCUUCUAUAUCUCACACUAUAGAUUUCGCUAAAAUAAAGGAAGAAGAGUUGUAUGAAAUUGAAAUCCCACUGAAGUUCACAUCCCUUGUGGGUGCUAGAGUGCAUGGAUUAGCUUGUUGGUUUGAUGUGUUGUUUAAUGGGAGUACUGUACAAAGAUGGCUUACCACUGCCCCUGGUGCCCCAACAACCCAUUGGUACCAAUUACGUUGUGUUCUAUUGCAACCACUUUAUGUCAUGGCAGGACAAGAAAUAACUGGCCAACUUCGCUUGGUUGCUCACAAUGCUCAAAGUUAUACAAUACAUUUGACGAUGGGAGUUAAAAUGUGGGGCCCCGGUGCUGAACAAGGGGAAGUUCUGCAGUCAUCAUCUUGCAAACUUGAUCUUAAAGAACCCUAUUAUCGGAUGUCUCAGCCACAGGCCUAUACAGUGGCCCCGGAUCAGCAACAACAUCCACUAAUACACGCACAGGAUAUACAUAUUCAAGGCCAGGAUGCAGAUGAGCCUGACGUUGAGCUCCAAUGAACCCACUGAUAAAAAAUUGCUCAAUCACUGGAGGUUUGCAAGGAAGCUUCUAACAGGAUCCCAUGUUUGUAACAUAACAGCAUUACCCUAGAGGAUUUGCAUCAAUCCUCCCAGCUUGUUUAACACUACACCACCCUAAUUGGUGCCGAUACCUGGUAUAGUACACCAUCAUUCCAUUGUUUAAUUGCUUGAGUGGUUGCGGAGGCGGAUUGGCGCCAAUGUUAUCAUAAGAUAUAUAACAAUGCAUAAUAAACAAUGCUUCAUGGUGCAAAAUUCUGGAAAUUACUAAGCUUCUCUGCUCUGGGUUCAAUUUUAUGGUAUUUCCUGUAUUGGGAUUUUGGUU
This is a messenger RNA of Vitis riparia (riverbank grape), 2068 nucleotides long. RefSeq names its product probable histone-arginine methyltransferase 1.3. The transcript has 15 exons. Gene Ontology annotation, molecular function: protein-arginine N-methyltransferase activity. The record is from RefSeq and is a predicted model, not a curated record. NCBI's taxonomy places the organism in Eukaryota, Viridiplantae, Streptophyta, Magnoliopsida, Vitales, Vitaceae. The coding region runs from base 148 to 1725 and encodes 525 amino acids. Gene Ontology annotation, biological process: peptidyl-arginine methylation.